This is a messenger RNA of Schistosoma turkestanicum, 1792 nucleotides long. Lineage: Eukaryota; Metazoa; Platyhelminthes; Trematoda; Strigeidida; Schistosomatidae. The record is from the annotation of a GenBank genome assembly.
GGCGGGCGGACCAGCUGAUCAAGGUCAAAGUGACGCACAGCUGAUUCAGGAAGUUGAGUCUUUGAAAAGAAAGCUCGAGGACGAACGUAGCAAACUUUCUGAUGAAGACCGUUAGUUAUAUGAUAGUUUGAUUGUUGUAGUUGUCACUGCCAGUCAGCACAUAGACGCAGUGCCGUCUUUAAACAUUCGACUGCGACGAGUUCUUAAAGGUCACCAGGGCAAAGUAUUGAGUCUGUCGUGGUCUUUGGAUAAACGACACAUAGUAAGCUCUUCACAGGAUGGAAAAAUACUGGUUUGGGAUGGCUUUACUACAUCUAAAGUACCAGUCCUAUUCAUAUACUUUACUCAAAUUUAUAGGAAUAUUCUAUAUCAAUGCCUACCACCUGGGUAAUGUCCUGUGCAUACAGUCCUUCUGGAGGUUUCAUCGCCUGUGGCGGUCUUGACAAUAAAUGCACCGUUUAUCCACUUCUCUCCGAAGAGGACCCAGUUCCUAAAAAAAAGCUUGUAGCAACACAUACUUCAUACUUAUCUUGUUGUUUAUUCAACAUAUCUGAUCACCAACUGCUUACAGGGAGUGGAGAUAGUACAUGCGUGUUAUGGGACGUUGAAUAUGCACAAAUAAUACAAAGCUUCUAUGGUCAUUCAGCGGAUGUGUUGAGCAUUGCACUAUCGCCCUCAGAAUUUGGGAGAACCUUUGUUUCCGGGGGAUGUGACAGGUGUGCCAACGUUUGGGAUAUGCGCACGGGCCAUUGUGUUCAGGUAUUCCAAGCUCAUGACUCCGAUGUCAACAGUGUCAGGUUUUUCCCCAGUGGUGAUGCAUUUGCUACAGGCUCAGAUGAUGCAACUAUCAGAUUAUUUGAUCUGCGCGCCGACCGCGAAGUUUGUGUUUACAAGAAGGAUAGUGUCAUUUUCGCCUGUAAUGCAGUUGACUUUUCUCUAAGCGGUCGCUUACUGUUUGGUGGUUAUAGUGAUCAUGCUGUGAACAUCUGGGAUGUACUUAAAGGUCAGCGUAUAAAUAUUCUCUAUUGUCAUGAAAACCGUAUUUCCGCUUUACGUGUCAGUCCAGAUGGGACAGCAAUAUGCACUGGGAGUUGGGACACAACUUUGCGGAUUUGGGCGUGAAAAAUUCUUUGUUAAUUCUGCAGAAAAUUUAAUGAACUCAUGAACUCGUUUUCUAGCAUACGUUCAUGUUACCUGGUAUCUAAAAAUACAGACUUUUUUUUGCAUUUAUAUUUUGUAUUUAUUUCAACUAUUUUUUCUCAUUAUUUAUUCAUAUGUUCAAACUUUCCACAUGUGAUAAUAUAUUUCUUAUUUUGUGCGUGUUAAUUUUCCUAUACAUAUAUAGACUUUAUUAUUAUUAUUAUUGUUUUUAGUUUUCUUUGUAUAUUAGAUAAAAUUAUGAUACUUUAUAAACUGCAUCAAUUUGGUCAAAAAAAAACAACAGCAUCUUAUUUGCUUUAUGAAGAAAAAGAAUAAUUAUAAAAAGCUAAAUUUCACUUUUCAUGAAUGGCACAUUUGAUCAUUUUAGCCUUUAUGUUUAGAUUUUACGUCACACCUUUUGUUUUCACCUUUUGCAUUUGUCGUUCUUGUUGUUUGUAUUAUUUCUGUGAUCAAGCACAUUGGUUUAAUGCAUUUAAUAAUAUGUUAAUCGACAAACCAUGUCUUUUGUUUGAAUGUAUAAUUCUUUGUAAUUUCUUCUGUUUCAGUGUUUCUUUUUUAAUUAUUGUUCUACGAUGCAGUAAUGUACAUCAAUAAAUCACUUCUAGGUACAAUCAUUUUGGUCUGCAAUGCU